GUCCAAACAUAAGUUAAAGCGAAUUGCGCAUUGGUUUGUUGUAAUGUCACCCAGUUGACGAUAGCAUACGAAAGACGGGGGUCGUGAGAACCUGUUGGCCCCAAGGCGAUAACUACUUUAACCGAUUCCGAUAUAGUCACUCACUACCGUAUCUUUACACACGUCUCUUACUUCGCUCGGAUUUUUAGCAUUGGAUAAAGCAUACCUCUGAGCAGGUGUCCAUUUUAGGACGGAUGGUGACGUCAUUCGAUACCAGAAAACCCUCUACACCGACAUUACGUGCGAAUAUGCGCUUUUGUGGUGGAUCCGAGUGUUGAUGCUGUGUGUGCUUUAAAAGGAUACAUUUUUACUCAUUCUCUCUCGUCUAAGGAUCUGAUAUGGAAUCUUCCACGUGGUGUUGGAGUUUGAUUCUCACUCUAUGUUUCAGCGCUAAGGUAUCGUCGAGCGGUGUUUUCGAACUCCGUCUUCUAUCAUUCUCUAACGAUUAUGGUCGUGACGCCGAGGGAAAUUGUUGUCACGGAUAUCGGUCGGGCCAUGGUGCUUGCAGUGGAAUCUGUAGUACUAGAUUUCGGGUCUGUCUUAAGCAUUAUCAGACGACCAUAGAUCCUAGUCCUCCCUGUACGUUUGGAGAAGUUUUAACACCCGUCAUCGCCAAUAACACGUUUAACGUCAACCAGAAGACGCCGGAUUUUGUUAAUCCCAUUCGAUUUUCCUUCGAAUUCUCGUGGCCGGGCACGUUUUCCUUGAUAGUCGAAGCUUGGCACGAGUCUACGCCCGAAUCGGGAGGUAGCGGACGAACUCUGAUAACUCGUCUCGCCACGCAAAGAUGGUUAGACGUGGGUCCGGGAUGGAUUCAAGACAAUCAUCACACUAAUCACACCACCUUAACUUAUUCGUAUCGAGUGCUAUGCGACGAGCAUUACUACGGCGACGAGUGUACCAAAUUGUGUAGGCCCAGAGACGAUAAAUUCGGCCAUUACAGUUGUAGUUCUAGCGGAGAGAAGAUAUGUCUACCUGGAUGGACGGGAGAAUAUUGUGGCAAAGCUGUUUGUUUGACUGGAUGUCACGAUCAGCACGGCUUCUGUGAGAAACCCAACGAAUGCAAAUGUCGAAUAGGUUGGCAAGGAAGACUGUGCGAUCAGUGCAUACGUUAUCCUGGAUGUCUGCACGGCACUUGCAAUCAACCAUGGCAAUGCAAUUGUGAUGAAGGUUGGGGUGGACUCUUUUGUAAUCAAGAUUUAAAUUACUGCACCAAUCACAUGCCAUGCAAGAACGGAGGUACUUGCACCAACACUGGUCAGGGAUCGUACACAUGUACGUGUGCAGACGGAUUCAGUGGGACUAAUUGCGAACACGGAGUCGAUUCCUGUGCCCAGCAACCCUGUCAAAACGGAGGAAUCUGCAAGUCUGAUAAUAGGAGAGAAGAUUACGUAUGCGAAUGCCCCGAUGGCUAUUUUGGACGACAUUGCGAAACUUCAGUCAGUGCGUGCAGCGAAUCGACAUGUUUGAAUGGAGGAACGUGUAUCGAUGAUGCACCCGGUUUUGCAUGCAUCUGUAGAAAAGGUUUCGAAGGCUUUCAAUGCGAGCAGCAGAAGGAUAAAUGUGAACCGAAUCCUUGCAAAAAUGGUGGAACUUGCGUUGGUUCCGAUGAUUCCGACACCUACAAAUGUAUAUGUCCUACGGGAUUCAAAGGAAGUCUUUGCGAACAAGACAUUGACGAUUGCAUCGAGAAUCCGUGCAUCAAUGGAGGUUCUUGCAUCGACGAUGUUAACUCGUUUCGUUGCAUGUGUGUACCCGGUUAUGUCGGGAGUCUAUGCCAAACUAAUGUGGAUGACUGUCUUACCAAGCCUUGCGCUAACGGUGGCACCUGUUUUGAUCUCGUCAACGAUUAUAGUUGUGCGUGUCAGUCGGGCUUCACCGGUAAAGAUUGUUCUGUUAACAUUGACGACUGUUCUUCGACGCCUUGCCAAAAUGGUGGAACUUGCGAGGAUUUGGUGAACGAAUACUCGUGUCAAUGUCCUCCCGGUUAUAGUGGUCAACAGUGUGAAAUUGGUCCCACGUUACGAGGUGUUCUUCAACGCCCGAAAGAAGAAUAUUCUUCUACUAAUAAAAGCAUUCCUUUGGAUAAUUCUGUGCGCGAAGAUGGAAAUUUGGAAGUAUCUCAUCAGAAAUAUGAUGAACAACAUGACCAAACCAAGAGAUUGUCUUCUCAACAAUUAGCUCUAAUUGCUACGAUGUCAGCUGCAGUGCCAAUUGUGGCACUGACUGCCGUUGUGGUUAUUCUGUUUCUGAGAUGCCGCAAACGCAAGAAACAUCAAGCUCAAGAAGAAGAAAUCAUGAAACAGAACGAACAAAACGCGGUCAAUUGCAUGAACAAUAAAUGCCCGGAUCAUCCAUUGAUCAUAAACACUUUAGGUCCAAAAAAUCUCAAACUGACCAACGAAGACGCUCUGUCGAGAGAUCAGAGCGUUUCCGCUCUUCAUAGGACCAGAUCCACAAAACUCUUGAAUACAGAGUGUGAAAGUAAUAGAACAAGUAAAGUGUUAGAUUUAUCAGAGACUGCCAAAGAAUCGCAGAACACGAUGCUUCAACAGCAAAAAUGUGGACAAAAUAAAGACUCGCUGGCUAUCGUACACGAUCCAGUUACUAAAAGCAGCGAGGCGUCAUCUCAAGAUGUAUGUCCACACAGUAGCAUCUACGUCAUAGAGGACCAUUAUCCUCAGGCCUCUUACGCCGAGGGAGCAUUGGCAACAGAGGUAUGACCAAGUUGAACGGGGGAACCUUUUCACAACUACCCAAAGUCCUAUUUAUUUCAAAGCGGACUCGAUUCUGCCCUUUUGUCGCCGAGGGAGCGAACAGCGAACGUGUCCCCUAGAAAAAGCCAAGGGGGAGUCGUCUCAACAGAAGGAAGUGCCUUGACGCAUGAAUAUUGCUAUUUAUACUAUGUAUAAAAUAGCAGAAAACGCAACAGACACGUGACGUAUGCGAGAAAGUUCCUCGUCACAACAUUAAUUUAUGAUGGAAUAUUCGAAUGAAUUUUUUUCCAUUACACUUAAACAAUGGAAUAAGCGGAACAAGUGCUUUUCCGUGUUUUGUGCUUUUUGGAAAAAAGCAAAUUUAAAAAAAAAUAUUUCGAACUGUUCCAAGUGGAACGUCUGUAUAUAUUUCUGUAUAUUUAUAGUAAUUGUCGUUGUAUAUAGUUUCUCCGCCAUCAAAGAAUGUUGAUGUCACAUUACAGCUUAUGAUUUCAUGUCAUCCCUUUGUAAAUAAAUAAAAAAAAAACUUGC
Messenger RNA from Centruroides sculpturatus (bark scorpion), 3287 nucleotides. Its product is annotated as neurogenic locus protein delta-like. The record is from RefSeq and is a predicted model, not a curated record. Gene Ontology annotation, biological process: cell communication; Notch signaling pathway; heterophilic cell-cell adhesion. The coding region runs from base 378 to 2762 and encodes 794 amino acids. NCBI's taxonomy places the organism in Eukaryota, Metazoa, Arthropoda, Arachnida, Scorpiones, Buthidae. The transcript is spliced from 12 exons. Gene Ontology annotation, molecular function: calcium ion binding. Gene Ontology annotation, cellular component: protein-containing complex; plasma membrane.